CUCGUGGAUGUGGACUGGAGCUCGUGCCGCUGCGCUGAGCUGGGUGGAAAUACGGUAAACCUGUCGUUAGCUUUAGGCUACGUGAGCUUUAGCAGGUCAUACGCGACAGAAUAUAGAUUUACGGGAGUAUCGAGAGGACCUAGAACUUGAACGACGUUAUAUAAGCUCGAGUGGGUGCAAAAAUAAGGCGAAAGAUUCACUGUUUGGACGCAGGCUAACUGGCUAAGUGAGCCGUCGGCAAGACCCACCACCCAAAGAUUGAAACGGAGAUUAAAGCCAUCAUCUAAUCUAUUAAAGAGGAUAAGCAGUGUCACACACACCAAUCCUCUAAAGCAGCGACGCCAAUGAACUGACAGGUGGAUUUUAUUUCCAUUCUUUCCAGCACACCCACUGAAAGGCCCCAUCACUGGAAGAGUGCGUGCUUACUCUGUGUUUGAGUGAGCGUAUGGUCAGCUGAAAGAGGAGAUAACGCCACAGAGUCAGUGAAGAAAGCGUAGGCAUGGCUCAAGGCACUCCCUUGAGGCCACUUCCCCCUGAGGUCCUUAUGUAAUGCCUCCUCAUCUGUUAUUAGACCGCAGCUGGGCCUCAUACACUCACACGUACACAUUUGAGGAAGUCUCUGAAGUCUCCCUGGGGAGAAGUUGAACUCUUGUCCAUUGUUUUCUCUUUGACCCCCUCUUCCUUCAAUGUUCACAUACUCACCUGUGAAUGCCAGGAUUCCUCUGAGCUCUAAAGUCUUCAUUUCGGAAUCGCUCCACUGACCUGGAUCAGUUCCCAGGCGUGUGCAAGCUAAGUGCUGCUCUUUUCACCUGUUUUUGUCUCUGUGCAGGCUUCAUCAAGAGAGGUGUUUUAGCUGGAGCAUUCCUCUCAUUUUAUGCCUCUUGUCUCAAACAGCGAGAAUUUGAUCUAAUCAGCCAUGCAGGUGUAAGCCUGUUUACUUGUGACGAUACUGGCCCGGCGUUCGUAACUAACCUGUGGAUCAGCAAUGCUUCGACUCAGGAGAGAGACUCUUGAGAUUUCUUUUCUUAAGGUGCAGUGUAGUGCACUGGUUGGUUGAAAUGAAGGAAAGACAUUUUUACAUUUUCUGAUAGUGUGGAUGGUGGGGGGAAACCGUUAACGGUUGAUUCCGUCGGAUUUCUUCGUUGUCAUUGCUCCCUUCAAAACUGACCUACACCAAGAGUGAGAAAAAUCCUCCUGUCCCACUUUUUGUCUUUUGCUGUCUUUUUUUUUUCUUUCUUUGUUUCUUCUUUUUUUUUUUUUUUUCCAAAUCCCAACUUACAGCAAAAAAAAUUUAAAGACAUUAACCGACUACAGUGCUACUUGUCAAAACAUUAAACAUCAACAAUAUUUUAUAAAUAAUUGUCAGCAUCCAAAAAGAAAAAAGAUAAUUCAUACCCAUUGCUCUCCUCUACCUCUUAUUUUAUACAGUAACACCAAAUCUUUUUCAUAAGGCAAACAUAAAAAGAUUUAAGAGUUGAACUUGUUGGACCCAAUUAUUAUUGCUUUUUAAAGCAGUUCCCAUAUUCCUUUUUGUGGCACUUUUUCUUAAGCCUUUUGAAAUCAAAUUGGUUUGUGUUUUUAAUAAUUCUUUUAAAAGACCAAAAAUAUUUAGACUUUAAAGAUUGAGCAUUUUUUGUUAAAUGAUUAAAUAAUUUAUAAGCCAGAGCAUCCAAAUAUCAGAAACCUUAACUCAGUUACUACUUUUUUUUUUUUUUUUUUUUUAAUCCUUUUUUAAAAUCAUUUUCAACUUUGAGAAUUAGUUUUUGGGGUUUUUUUGCUAUUGAAACAAUGCUCAUCUUGUGGCCUUUUUUAAUGAUGCUAAAAGGACAAGGACUUCUCCCCUAGUCUUUCUCAACAACACAAACACAUUCACGAACGGAUAAUUUUCCGGGGCGCGCUGCCAUCCUGCCCCCUGGGUGAUGCCGAGCGGCAGCAUGAGUGGGGGCGUGUCUGGACCCACGUCCCCACCCCACCCCACUGUUCCAUCCAGACCUCUCCGACCUAGUCGCUACGUGCCGGUCUCUGCAGCAACGGCCUUCUUAGUCGGAGCAACCACCCUCUUCUUCUGCUUCACGUGCCCUUGGCUUUCAGAGCAGUUUUCUGUGGCUGUGCCAAUAUACAAUGGCAUUAUGUUUCUGUUUGUUCUGGCCAACUUCUGUAUGGCCACUUUUAUGGAUCCUGGCAUCUUCCCUAGAGCUGAGGAAGAUGAGGAUAAAGAGGAUGAUUUCCGGGCUCCUCUUUACAAGACUGUGGAGAUCCGAGGCAUUCAGGUGCGGAUGAAGUGGUGCUCCACCUGCCGUUUCUACAGACCCCCACGUUGCUCACACUGCUCUGUGUGCGACAACUGUGUUGAGGAUUUUGAUCAUCACUGUCCGUGGGUCAACAACUGCAUUGGCCGGAGGAAUUACCGUUAUUUCUUCCUGUUCCUGCUCUCCUUGACGGCUCACAUAAUGGGCGUCUUUGGCUUCGGCCUGCUUUUCAUUCUCUACCACACCCAGCAGCUGGACAGAGUGCAUUCGGCUGUCACUAUGGCUGUCAUGUGUGUUGCUGGGCUUUUCUUCAUCCCAGUAGCAGGUCUCACUGGUUUCCACGUCGUUCUGGUGGCAAGAGGCAGGACCACCAAUGAGCAGGUAACAGGGAAGUUCAGAGGAGGCGUGAAUCCCUUUACAAACGGCUGCUUUAGGAACGUCUCACACGUUCUGUGCAGCUCACAGGCACCCAGGUAUCUGGGUAGAAAAAGGAAGGCUCAGACGGUGUCUGUUCAGCCUCCUUUCCUCCGACCGCAGCUUACUGAGGCUCAACUGGCAGCCAAGGUGCUCGACAACGGAAUUCAAGGAGACUUGCACCGGUCUAAGAGCAGUUUGAUGGAGAGUCAGUCGGCUGACGCCGAGCCUCCACCUCCACCUAAACCGGAACUCAGAUAUCCUGGGCUGUCGCGAGGACCUGCCGGACACUCUGAGGAGAGUAGUUUGUUGAAUAAAGCCCCACCCACUCCCACCAUGUUCAAGUACAGGCCCACCUACAGCAGCCCGGGCAAGAACCACACUGCCCUCACACAUGCCUAUGCCAACCAGAUGAGUCGUGGGGACAGUCUUAAAGAGUCCUCUUCUUCUCUCCUCCAGUCCAGUCAGCAGCCAGGCUAUCGCUCUGAGCCCAGUCUGGAUGGGCGCGAUGGGGGUGGAGUGGAGCGAAGCGGGCCAGAGCGAACAGGCGGGGGUCCUGGAGGACCUCCAGGCUCAGGGAUCACAGGAUACGCCCUAGGAGGGCGUUCGUAUCCCUCGUUUUCUGAUCCCACAGUUCUUGCCGGAGGCUCGCGGUCCUCCAGCGUUCGCUCUUCCCACAAUGCCCCGCCAUCUGAAGCAACCACCUCCACCAGCUACAAGAGCUUAGCCAAUCAGACGCCACCGCAGGCCCCUCGGAACGGCAGUCUGUCGUACGAUAGUCUGCUCACACCUUCCGAAAGCCCAGAUUUUGAGUCGGCAGCACCUGAGAUGUCACCGGGCCGACCGCGCACGCCUGUAGUUGGAUACAGUUCGCCCUUCCUGUCGGCGCAGAUCGCCCAACAACGGGAGGCGGAGCUCCACCAGCCGUCUGCCUCCAGCACCGCCCUCCUUGCCUCCCCGCAGCACGCCGGCUACCUACGUGGCUCCACCUCCUCUCCGCCCGCUCCGCCUGAACGAGAGCGGGAACGCCUGCUGCACGACUCUCAGCCGCCCCAUCAUCACCACCACCACCAUCAUCAUCAUCACCAUCACCAUCGGCCGCCCCGCUUCUCUCGACCCCCUCUGCUCUCUGACUCGGGCCCAUCUCAGCCCUCAUAUCCGUACCGCACUCGCUCCACUGACACGCCCUUGCCGCCCACCACUCACCCUCCACGCUCGCCGCACCCCCCGCCGCUGGGGAAGUCUCUGUCUUACUCUAGCGCUGCCGCUGCAGAGAUGCAGUACCGCCUGGUCCGCAAAGCCUCGGCCUCGGUCGGGGGAGGGGGCAUACAGGCGCCAAAGGACGAGAUACAGAUGAAAUCGUAUAGUCGGACAAACGGGCAGCCAAAGCCGCCUUCCACCCCCUCGUCCCCCUCUCAUCCUGUCAGCGUGUCCAUGCGCCCAGGUCAGGCGUAUUCCAGUGCCGGCUCUUCUCAGAGCCCCGCCCACAAGCCUGGAGGCGGGGUGAAGAAGGUGACGGGCGUCGGAGGGACCACUUAUGAGAUAUCAGUGUGAGAGACGAGCCGUCUUGACCCGUGUUGUCAAGAAUGAAGCCACGGACUCAUUUUGUUCACCGACGCAGCAGAAAAAAAUCUGUUUGCCGGACAUUUAUUGAUGCCUACAGGAAAGAUCUUAAAACUUCUAUUCAAAAUUGAAGCAAAUCUCUGCUGUUAUGUUUUUUUGAAAAGGAAAUAAUGCUGACCAGCAGGUUUUGGUUGGAUAUGACAUAGAGGAGGAGGAGGAGGAGGAGGAGCAGGGGGGUCAUUCAAGCCGUGACAUAGUAGGACUUCAGGACUCCUCACCAGUAAGGAGCUGUGACGGCUGAAGGACCGGAUUGCCUUGAAAACAUUUCAGUACAUAACGACGACAAAAAAAAAAAAGAUUUUUAUCAAAGAGAAAUGUGUAAAUUGUUGUGUAUAGAGAAAAAAUGAUCACAGUUUUUUUUUUUUUUUUGUUUUUUUUCCGGAGUGGAAUUUGAUUUUUACAAAAAAAGGGGACCUGUGGCAUUCAGUAGCCAUUUCAGACCACUGUGAUUGGCAUGCGACAAUGUUGCGUCUGUAUCCAAUCAGCACCAGGGGAGCAAAACGGUAGAAAAGAUAAGGAAAUGGACUAAUGCAUUAUUUAAAUGACAGCAGCCUUUUCAAGUGCAAGUAGUGUUUUCUGAGCAAUGGCCUUGGAAAUUCAAGCAAGUUUUUAUUUAAUUUUUAAAGUGUUAUUUUAUAUGACUUUAUAAAUGGUUAUUGAUAAGAUCAAAAUGUUUUUUUUUUCUACAAAGGCUGAUAUUUGUUCUCUACGGACUUUUAUCUAAUCAAACGGAGGGAUAAAGAGCUGAUGGCCACUUUAGCCGGAAAAUGAUCAGCCGAUAAUCAAAGGGUUAAUCGUAGCAUAAUAAUGCAUUUGAUAUGGUGGCGUCCAAUAUGUGGGACAUAUUUCAAAACUUAUCCUGUAAACAUUGAUUGGCUGCCUCUUAGAUAUAAUUUUUUUGUUUGUUUUAUUAAUAAGUGAGAGCCAAAUCUCACUGGUGGCCUUGACUAGUCAGCCAUGUAGGAUUUAAAGCUUCCUGCGAUGCCACAGAAUGGUGGGUGAUCAUAUCAGUGCCCUCUGAUUGGAUAGCGGUUGAGCCAAUCAGUGGAUGUUAGCUGUCAUUUUGAAUCAGUGAAAGCCUUUUAUUUUUAAUUAUUUAAUUCUAUUGCAUUCGAGAAGAUUGUGACAUUGUGCAGGACUCAUUUCAAUCAUCGUCUGUCUUGUCAGGGGUGUUGAUCGACAUUUAGAACAGAGUUGGCCAAUCAGGGGACAGAAUGUGUUUGCAAUGAAAAUACUUAUAGGAAUAUUUUGGAUCAGAAGAUGGACUGAGGGAAGGGAGGGAAAGAAAGAAAAGAACGUGUACUGUAUAGUUCGGUGUGAGUGAAUAUGGUUGUGAAUAUGUGUAUGCGUGUGUGCGUGUUUGAGCAUUGGUAAUAAACUCUUUAUAAAUCA
Labeo rohita (rohu) is the source of this 5678-nucleotide messenger RNA. It is a transcript of the gene zdhhc5a, whose product is annotated as zinc finger DHHC-type palmitoyltransferase 5a. Bases 1920 to 4217 code for a protein of 765 amino acids. The transcript is spliced from 12 exons. Gene Ontology annotation, biological process: protein palmitoylation. The record is from RefSeq and is a predicted model, not a curated record. NCBI's taxonomy places the organism in Eukaryota, Metazoa, Chordata, Actinopteri, Cypriniformes, Cyprinidae. Gene Ontology annotation, molecular function: palmitoyltransferase activity.